CAAUUUUCCUGCGUUGAUCAGCGAUCAUCGAAAGACGUAAAACUAACGUGAAUUCAUUAUUCAACAAGCAAGGUCGAGUACAUCAUCAACUCCGAUCGGUGUCUACAUUUUGUUGAAAAUGUGUUUUUAUCCACAUAAAAACUUAAUAUAACGAAUAUGGAGCGAAAAUCGAGAGGAUAUUUAUGUGUUCUUUGCAUUCUCAUUGGAUUUCUAGAUUCCGUGUCACCUCAAAUGGUCUUUCUAGCACUUAAUCAACAGAUAAUGUAUGCUAAUCUGACGUCAGAAGAUACGCAUAUGAUUACGGAUUCCAGGUUUAUGUUGAUUUCCACCGUUCAAGCUGCCCCGAGUUCGAUAGACUAUGAUCCCGUUGACCAACGGGUCUACUGGUCGAGUCAUGAAACUCAUCAAAUUGGUCGCGUCAGAUUGGAUGGGUCUGACGAUGAGGUCAUAAAUGGAAUACCAGCUCCAACUGAUGCUAUAGCCUUGGAUACCACCAACCGUAAAAUAUAUUGGGCUGUAUUAUCCAGAUAUGAGGUUUGGCGAGCCGAUCUGGACGGAAGCAAUAAUGAACUAAUUUUAGGCUCAUUGGAUAUGUUAAAUGCGUUCCCGAGUGGACUAGGAAUAGACCCAAUUAGCGGGAUCUUAUUUGUGUCAGGUUUACGAGCUGGGCUAGAUGGUUCAUCCCCGAUUCAAGACAAUCCAAUGACCAUGAUGGGGCGAAUUCUUUCUAUUCAAGUUGAGCAGUGUCCCUCGGGGUUUCCGGGUUCAAAAUUGUGGAGAUAUACUGAAGUGAAUGAGAUAGACUUUCAAUACUCUGAUGGUAGCGGCCGAACAGUGGUGACCAUGGUUCCAAGUAUGAUGACAACAGAUCCUAGGGUUUCCUUUGGUAAAUAUGGAGCUAUCGCAACACUGGCAGAUUAUACAACACACACAUUACUUUCGGUCAAUCUCACCAGCGGAGUGUCGUCGUCACAUAGUGAUGUUACGCUGACUGAUGGCAAUACACUUAGUACUUAUGGAACAAGUACCGUUCGAGUUGUGGAAGGAUCGCCAAGCCCAGUAAUUGCCAAUUGUCCAAGUGAUGUCGCAGUCGCUAUCAAUUCAACAACCACGUCCGUCACAGUCAGUUGGACCGAACCUUCAAUAUCGGAUACUUCGGUUUGUGCAGACCUUACCUUUUUGGGACCGGGAACAAACGGAGGAAACUACUCGGUUGGGAGCUGGACUCAAACUUACCAGGCGACAGGCUUUUAUGCAAAUACGAUGUGUUCUUUUACAAUAAACAUAACAGUAUCAGCAGCGGAUAAUGGAGGAUGUGUCGAUCUGGAUGCAAACUGUCCGAUGUGGAGCUCGUUUUGUACUACCAACAUAUAUGCUAUGAACAACUGCAAACUGACCUGCAACCUCUGUACAGAUAAUACAGGUUCGCCGCCUGUCAUCAGUGGAUGUCCAAGUAAUCAAAAUGUCAACACAGACAUUGGUAAUGCUACAGCUUUAGUCACCUGGACACCACCUACAGCUUCAGACUCCGACGGUACUCAGACACUGACAUCCACCGACAAUCCUGGAGAUUACUUCCCUAUUGGAAACAACACAGUGACCUACACAUCAACAGAUAAUAAUGGAUAUACAGAUACAUGUACUUUCUCUAUAUCUGUUUCUGACAACGAGAAUCCAGUUAUCACUGGAUGUCCAAGUAAUCAAGAUGUCAACACAGACAGUGGUAAUGCUACAGCUUUAGUAACCUGGACACCACCUAAAGCAACAGAUAAUUCUGGUACUCAGACACUGACAUCCACUGCCAAUCCUGGAGAUUACUUCCCCAUUGAAACAACACAGUGAAAUACACAUCAACAGAUGCUGCUGGAAAUACAGGAAUAUGUACUUUCUACAUAUCUGUUACUGACAAUGAGAAUCCAGUCAUCAGUGGAUGUCCAAGUAAUCAAGAUGUCACCACAGACAUUGGUAAUGCUACAGCUUUAGUAACCUGG
Molecule: messenger RNA, 1991 nt
Organism: Lytechinus variegatus (green sea urchin)
Lineage: Eukaryota; Metazoa; Echinodermata; Echinoidea; Temnopleuroida; Toxopneustidae
Product: hyalin-like
Exons: 10
Coding region: 157-1842 (561 amino acids)
Source: RefSeq, a predicted model, not a curated record